Penicillium canescens is the source of this 1905-nucleotide messenger RNA. Its product is annotated as putative bifunctional fatty acid transporter/acyl-CoA synthetase (FAT1). Lineage: Eukaryota; Fungi; Ascomycota; Eurotiomycetes; Eurotiales; Aspergillaceae. The transcript is spliced from 5 exons. The coding region runs from base 1 to 1905 and encodes 634 amino acids. The record is from RefSeq and is a predicted model, not a curated record. Gene Ontology annotation, molecular function: long-chain fatty acid-CoA ligase activity; long-chain fatty acid transmembrane transporter activity.
AUGGACGUGCUCUCUGAAAUCGGCAUCCCCACUGUGGCCUUGGCAUCUGCCUUGUCCGUAGCUGCUGGUGCGUACCUCAAUGCGAAACUCGCCAUAUCGACCGAUCUGUCCCAAAUUUCUGGCGAUAAGGCGUUUGGGAAGCGCCUUGCGGAGCGCAUUGCCAAGCUCGAUGGUGCAACGACCAUAUACAAGAUUAUGGAGCGGGUGGUGGAUGUUGAAGGCAGGGGUGCUUUGGAUGCGCUCUGGUUUGAACAUCAGACUUGGUCAUACAGUCAAUUAAAGGAUUUGGUUGAUAGAAUGGCCGCUCUGUUGAAGACCCGUGGUAUCAACACCGGUGAUACAGUUGGGGUCUUCACGACCAAUUCACCGGAGAUGGUCAUCACCCUGUAUGCGUUGUCAAAAUUGGGUGCAGUAGCAGCAAUGAUCAACACCAACCUCCGAGACGACACAUUCACCCACUGCCUCAACGUCUCAGGCGCCAAAUCAAUCAUCUCAACUGCUGACCUAUCGCAACACGUCCUCGUCGACAUCCCCCACCUAACGAUAAACUUAAACUCCUUCCCAGACACCAAAACAAGUCCAGUAGAACUGAUAACCCCCUCAACCCUCCAAUCCCACUCCCCGACAGGCCUAAGCGCAGCAAAGCGUACACCCAAGGACCUAGCCGUCCUAAUCUACACCUCAGGGACAACAGGAAAACCUAAAGCCUGCGCAAUCCACAACAUGCUCACGCUGGUAACCUCAACGCCCCUCUCACGGGAUGCAAACAACCCAACAAAAUACUACCCUUUACGCAUCUACUCCUCCCUCCCCCUCUUCCACGGCACAGCCUUCUUCACGGGGAUCUGCGGCGCAGUCGGGAACGCAGGAACACUUUGUCUCCGACGGAAAUUCUCUGCAUCCCAGUUCUGGAAGGAUGUGCAUGAUUCGCGCGCUACGCGUAUCCUGUACAUCGGCGAAUUGUGUCGCUAUCUACUCGCUACCCCUGCCUCACCGUAUGACCAGGACCACAACUGCAUCGUUGCAGCGGGUAACGGGCUUCGCGGUGAGAUCUGGGAGAAAUUCCGGGAGCGGUUUAACGUCCCUGAAAUCCGGGAGUUUUAUCGGAGUACCGAGGGUGUGGCGAAAUUCGAUAACCAUGGUGUUGGCGCGUGGGGAGCGGGCAAGGUUGGCUUUUCGGGGCCUAUUCGGAGGUUUUUGGAGGAUGAUACUUUUAUUGUGAAAUAUGAUACGGAUAAGGAAGCUCCGUAUCGGGAUCCGAGUACUGGGUUCUGUGUCAGGGCUGGGCUGGGCCAAGAGGGUGAGGCUAUUGGGCGGGUUAGAGAUCGGGGAUUGUUGAUUGAGUAUCUUGGGAAUGAGGCUGCUACUGAGGAGAAGCUUCUCCGGGAUGUCUUUCAGAAAGGGGAUCUGUUUCAGCGGACUGGGGAUUUGGUUGUUCAGGACCUGGAUGGUUGGGUGAGGUUCCAGGACCGGGUUGGGGAUACUUUCCGGUGGAAGGGGGAAAAUGUUAGCGCUGGCGAGAUUCGGGAUCAUAUUUGUCGUAUUGAGGGGGUUCAUGAUGCUGUUGUCUACGGUGUUAAGCUGGCUGGGUAUGAUGGCCAGGCUGGUGCUGCCGGUAUCACGCUUGAAUCGCCUGCUGCUGAGGUUGAGUUGAUGUCCAACUUGUAUGUCGAGCUGAAGAAGAAGGGUGUUCCUUCUUACGCUCUUCCUCGACUUGUUCGCCUUACUGAGAAGGUUGCCACAGGCGUUACUUUCAAGCAGGCCAAAGGCGAUCUGGUGAAGAAGGGCUGGGACCCUCGCAAAGACUGGGGAGGCGACAUCCUCUAUUGGCUGGACGGAGAAAAGUACAAGAAACUGGAGACACAGAAUUGGUCGGAGAUCGAAAAUGGCAAGGCCAAGCUGUGA